Molecule: messenger RNA, 8289 nt
Organism: Sphaeramia orbicularis (orbiculate cardinalfish)
Lineage: Eukaryota; Metazoa; Chordata; Actinopteri; Kurtiformes; Apogonidae
Exons: 11
Coding region: 290-7621 (2443 amino acids)
Source: RefSeq, a predicted model, not a curated record
CCACCAGCGGCCUGUACACGCCUCAGUUCCUGGUUGUAGGAUAACACGCUUUCGGCUCCUCUUGGCUCAGCACGGAACAUCAACUUUGGAAAGCAUGGAAUUAGACGGUUCUUAAGUCUUCCAAAGAUAGUUUAAGCGAAAGUAGCGUUCAAAGUGAAGUGUGCCGGCCGCAGGCUUCGCUUAAGGCAUGUUUGUGUAGAGUCCCUGCAGCUUUGCUCACACAGUAGCUUUGCCAGUUUGCAACCGCCAGCUAAGCUAACUUGUUAGCUUGGCUACAUUGCAGUCCAAAAUGACUGACUCCUGCGCUGCAGCCAACUGUGCUUAUCAGCAAGGGGGAUCUGAUAACACCAUCCCGCUUUUCAGCUUCCCACUGGAUCCGGAACGCUGCAAACAAUGGGUAGACAACUGUCAACGCCAAGAUUUGGUAUCGGAGCCUCCGGAGCAGUUGCACAAAUCCUACAAACUUUGUGCGAAACACUUCGAUCCUUCUAUGAUCUGUCAGCAGAGUGACUCCAACUGUGUCCUAAAAGAAGAUGCUGUUCCUACAAUAUUUGACUUGACAAUGCCGGUCAACAGUCAGUCAGGAUGCAACAGGAAACGAGCUAGAGAUCCCUGUGAAGAAGACCCCACAUCUGUGAAGAAAACAAAAGAAGUGAGCGAAGAAUCAACAGAAAUGUGUGAAGGAAACAGUGCAGCUCUCGAACUCCAAGAUGAAAACCAAACACAAGAGGAUGUAGCCACCUCCAAAGCAAAAGAGACACUCAAAGUCUACUUCAAGGAAAUCCUGGCCCUGACUGGAUUCAGCAUCAACGGCGCAAACCCCGACGAGUCAAUCGGAGGCGCUCGGGGUCAGCAGUCUCUCAACCCAAUCUGCGUAGAAAAGAUCGACAAGAAAGAAAUCCUCCAGUUCAGCGAAGACCUGAUGCGGGAGGAGAUCCAGAACAGCCUCAGGUUGGCGCGCUUCUUCUCCAUCCUGCUUCAGGAUGUGACAAGCAUCGAAGGGAAAGAGCAGAUCCCAGUUUUCAUCAGGUCCGUCACCGUCGCCGGGUUCCCACAGAAGCACCUUGUCGGGUUUCUGCCCUGUGAGAUGGAUGCGGAGAAUCUGUUUUACAUGCUGCUCUCAGAGUUGAGAAACAAGUGGGGUCUGAGGAUGGAGCACUGUCGAGGACUCACCUAUCUGGUCACAGGCAAAGUGUGUCAGAAGAUCCGAGACCUCACCUGCAGGAUACUCCAGGAGUUUCCGCAGGUCGUUCUGUCACCGAGCGACCCGUACGCCUUCAACAUAUGGAUUAUCCGCUGCAUGCCGGUGCAGUCCAUUCAGGACGUUGCAGACACUGUAGAGGAGGUGGCGUCGUUACUCAGGAGAACACCGGAGCUUUCCAAACGCCUGGAAGGAAAGAUCCAGAUGGCCUACGGGCACAUGAGAGGGGAAGUGGACCGGGUCAAGGGAGCUGUGAGCGGAAACUGGGAGCACGGUACCGAUGCCUUCCAGACCAUGUUGGACAUCCUCGAGCCAUUCCUAAACUGCAUCAAUGAGAUCAUCUCAAAGGUAGACGAAGAUACUGCUGAACAGAUGGCCAAGCUCAAGCCAAUUUUGAGGAAUUUCAACUUCAUCAUCACACUCGUCGUUCUGAAGAACACCCUCUGCUGUGUGAGCAUACUCAACUCAAGUCUCAGGGGAAUCAUUAGCAUCAGCAGUACCUUACAGUACACAAUUUCCAAUGCCUUAAAGCUGGUAAACAAAUACCAACAGGAGAUCGCAAUAUUCCACAGAAAAUGGUUUUCCGAUGCAGUUGGGAGGGCGAAGAAGCUAGGUGUCGAAGUCAUCAAACCAGAGACUGACCAAGAAAACGCAUCUGAAAUCCCACUGGAGGACUUUUACAGAGAAAGUCUGAGCCGGCCCAUCCUGCAGUAUCUGGUUUUAGAGGUAAAGAGAGUGUUCAGCACAGAGAUGGUCAGGAUUCUCCGAUGGUUGUCAUUAGUGCCGUCGUACAUGGCUGACCACAACUUCAGCAUCCGCAGAGAUAAAGUAGCAGAUGCCAACCUUAACAACCUGGCGAGGCCCGACACGUUCUAUGAGGAGCUGGGAUGUUGGGAAGUGAAGUGGAGGCAUGCCAGCAAACGCAGAAUCCUCCCGACCACCGUGUUUGCGACGCUGAAGAUCCCAGAUAUCGGCUUCUACCCCAACGUGCAGAGCCUGCUGAGGGUGUUGGGAACCGUCCCAUGUGUGAAUGCCGAGGCGGAUGUUUACGGGCAGUACCACAUGGUGCUGGAGCGAUGCCACGCCUACCUGAAUGCCACCCAACAGGAGCAAAGACAGUGUAGCAUGGCGUACAUCUAUGUGAACCAAGACGUGCACUUCAGUGUGGAGCAAAUGGUGGAGUCAUAUGUCCAGAAGCAUCCCGACAUACUACAGCUACUGCAGACGGACGACGAUUCUAAAGAGAAGCUUCCCCAGGUGACAGCCCAGGGAAACCAUGCUGAAAAGGACACUGAGGAAGAAUUACACCUGAUAAACUUAGAGAUGGAUGCAGAAAGGCUUGUGGAGAUGAAGUGUGCAGAGACCGACAGGGAGGCUCUGAAAUCCGCUUUACAAGCCGCAGUGACGGCUGCGUACACCAGCCAAAGCAGGCAACACUGUGAGGUUCCUCCAGCUCAGGAUGGGGAGGUCGAGUACGUGACUAAGUCUGAGAUGAAAGAGGUCCUCACUGUCUGCGAGAACGCUGUCAGGGAGGGAAUCCUCCUGGAAGUGGGCAGUUCGUUCUUUUCUUUGUUCAUUGAUCGGGUCGUGAAGUUAGGCGAGAAGAACUUCCUUCCGCUUUUCCUUCGGUUUGUGGACAGUUUCGAUGUCAUGCGGUUGGAGUUGAUGGGAUUCCUUGAAGCAGAUCUCGAUUGUGACGACAUGGUGCAGCGUCUGUUGGAAAUAGUAACAGUGGAGUGGCAUCUUGAUUUAAAUAACUGUAGAGGUCAAGCAUAUCUAGGUUCCGGUGAUGUUUCCUACAAGCUGAAAGCCUUUGCCUGCAAAAUCCAGGAGAAGUAUCCUCUUGCCAUAAGCACACAUAGUUCUUCCUAUUCCUUCAACACAUGGUGGUCAAAGUCCAUCCCAGUGCCUGCUAUUAAAAGAGCUCUGGAUACUUUUGAGGAGGCGUUGAUGUUCUUCGGCAGUAGCGAUAUGCUAGAAAAUCAGUUAGACCAUGUGAUUGCCUAUGGUCUCAGAGAAAGCUACGAAAAAGUCCAAGAGUUACAGGGAAAGUUCUGUUCCUUUUGGCAAGAAAAGCACGACUCUUAUGAGGUGUUUGUGCAGAUGCUCGAGCCCCUGGUCGAGUGUUUGGAGAAAAUCAAAAGCAACCCACAGAGGUGGAAAGCUGCCGUGUCUGAACAGGCCGGGGCGAUUCUGCAGAAGGUGAUGGAGUUCGACUUCAUCAUUGCCAUGGUGGUGUUGAAGAACGCGUCCUCUUUCACCAGAGAGUUGAGUGCAGGUCUACAGAAGGACCACUUCAGUGCCGCAUCCCAGCUUUGCCAAAUCGGUGGCAUUGUGGCCACGCUGAACCGUGUAAAAACAAACAUGAAGGUGUUUCACCAGAACUGGUUUGACGAGGCCUCUGCAAUGGCCCAGAGUCUUCGAGUGCAGAUUGAAGUGCCUGAAAACUCUUUGCCAAGGGACAGUAUGAUCAAGCCAGUUGGGUUUUACAAAGAUAGCUUGAGCGUGCCCCUCGUCGAUAACCUCAUCAAUGCUGUGAAGGAUCAUUUCUCAGAUGAUCAUAAAGAAGCUCUUAACUUCCUGUCCCUCGUCCCAUGUUCAGUCACAGUGAGUUACAUGUUUGAGAGCUUGAAGUCAAAGCCUCCUCUCUACAGCAGUGAUCUGCCCGAUGCUGACAACUUCUUCACAGAGCUUUGCUGUUGGAGAGUGACAUGGAAGACCAAGGUUGCAUCUGUGACCAUCCCAAGCUCAAUAUUCCACACGUUACGUCUGCCGUUGAUGCAGUACUUCGGGAACAUCAACGCCCUGCUGAGGAUUAUGUCCGUGCUGCCCAGUACGGCGCUGGAGGACUGUGGUGUUGUAAUGAGGCACAAGAGGUUCCAAGAGUAUCUGAGAAACACAAAUCCCAAAGACCGGUCCCCGUGUUUGGCAAUGCUGCAGGUGGGCACGGACUUCAACCGAGACCUGGACCGAAUGGUCACCCAGUGUCUGAAAGUGACUCCACAAGCCUUGGAGGGGAUCUGUCUGGACAAGGAGUCCAAAAGGUUCAACAGAAAUGCUGAAAAUAACAUGGAAGUCGACUCUGUCAAGGAGGAUGAUGAAGACCUGAAAGUUCAGCAGUCAUCUGUCAAGACUGAGGAUCAGGAGAUGAAGCCUGCAGAUGAGAACGGCCACACAGGAGAUAAUCGCCAAAGUCUGGCAACAGUUUUCAAACUAGCCGCACUGCUGGGGAAAAAGAACAGCAGUCUGUCCGACCUCUCCGAGGAGAAUCGAGAGCUUUUUGUUCAGGAGCUUGCCAUGUGCCACUGGUUUGGAAGUGAGAGCAAAUGUAGUCAAGCCAUAGGCGAGGCUGAGAUGGUGAAACUACUCAUACAGGGAGUCAGAGAUGUCAUCCUUAAAGAAAUACAGGACUCUCCGUUCUUCUCACUUAUCACAGACAAACCUGUUAAAAUCGCAGACAAGACACACCUGCCUGUGUUUGUCCGGUAUGUUGGAGAAUCUGCUCCAAAAGUAGAACUCAUGGGGUUCCUACCAUUUGAUGAAACCUGUAAUGUUGAUAUACAAGCAAAUAACCUCGCUAAAGUUCUCACCGAAGACUGGGGCUUGGUCAUGUCUCAGUGUCGUGGACAAGCAUUCAUGCACCUGGGCUCAGGUUACCAGAGCCUGAAGAUGAUGUCAGUAGAUUUCCUCAAGAGCUACCCACUCGCUGUUGUGACACCUAGUGAGUCUUGCGGCCUUGCCCACUGGCUGGCGCGAAGCGUGCCUUGCCCGUCGAUAGUGAAAAUGCUCGAUAUUGCAGAAGACCUCCUGCUCUUCUUUGAUGAAUCCCCCUGUCUGGAGGAACAGUUAGCUCAGGCUGUUGAUGGGCUGCUGAAUAUGCCAAGGGAAGCUUUAGAGGAAAUCCCAGAAACAUGUUGCUCAAGGUGGAAAAAAAGAGAGGAUUUCUUUGACAUACUCACUGACACAUUAGAGGGCGUUCUCAGCUGUCUGGAUGCUGUUAGUUCUUGUGCCACCGGUGCCAAGUCCAUGCACGCGCAAGUUCUCUCCACUGCUUUGAGAAACAUGGAUUUCAUCGUCUCGCUUGUGAUUCUGAAAAACGCCUGUGCUCCCCUUCGUAACUGUAGCACUGUCUUUCGCUGUGGAAACCCUGCUGAUAUUCUCUGCGAGGUGGAAAAAAUCCCCACAAUCAUAGAGACACUCGGAAAAAUGUUGGAAAACAUAAGCACUGUGCACUCCACUUGGUUUGAGCAAGCAUUUCAGCUAGCAACCAAGAUCGCACCUGAACAAGUGUGUUUCUCAGAGGAGGCCAACAACUACGAAUCCCCUGAGAUCUACUACAGGGAGAAUCUGAGUGUUCCUCUUCUUACAAGUCUCAUUGAUGAAAUGAGGCACAGCUUCUCAGACAACCACUUAAAGGCUCUGUCAGUCCUUUCUUUGCUGCCCUCCUGUAACCCACAGCCCAUUCUACCAGAGUCCACCCACAAGCCCUUCAGCAUCUACCUGAGCGACCUCCCUGAGCCUGAAGCAGCCGAGCAGGAAAUCAACACCUGGGCUGCUGUGUGGAGAGAGAAGUACCAGGAUGUUGCUCCGCCGUCGUCCAUUGCUGAAACACUCGCCCACGCUGAGUCCAAGAGCCACCCGGCCAUCACUUUACUACUCAGGCUAGUCGCUGUCCUGCCUAGUGUCAGUAUGGAGUUUGACCUGAUGAAGACAACGCUGAAUUCCAUGAGGGAUCUCUUAAGAAAUACUGUAUGCAAAGGCAGCAGAACCGACCAUGUGAUGCUGCUCUCUCAUGCCACGACACUGCAGAGACUACCGGAGGUUAUUGAGAAGUGCAUAGAGGUGGACCCAGAGAGCAGUUCAUGUCUCUCUAAGGUCAUGGAAACUUUGCAGAGACUGAAGUUGGACGGUGGAGGUGGUGAAGGAGCACCUGCAGCAUCGACAGAAUCGCAGGCAUCUGUGACAGUAGAGUGUCCCACCGAUGGAGUAGUGAAACCAUGUGAGGGGCUGAGGAAAACCGUGUCUUUCUACAACCCACAACUACGUGAACAAAUCCUCAAGGAACUCUGGGACUCUCAGUUCUUCACAGUUAUAACCGAACAAGCUGUCGACAUCGAAGGUGAGCUCUAUGUCCCAUUGUGCAUCAGGUAUCUAAACAAAGAAGACAUCCAGUGUGAGGAAACGCUGGCUUUUAUCCCUGUCGUUGAAGACCUGUUUGCUCUUUCUGAAGCUGUUGAGACCGCCCUGUCUGAGAAAUGGGGACUGAACAUGGAGUAUUGUAGGGGGCAGGCCAUGCUGAGUGUAGGUGAAGUGGGAGCUCAGAUGAGGGCUGUAAGUUUAGCCUUAGCUAUGAAAUACCCCCAGGCUAUAAGAACUAUCAGCUCUGCUUUGUCCCUUAAUGUAUGGCUGGCUAAAUCCUCUUCGGCAGAAGAAGCAGCCGACUGCGCCGUUCUGAUUGGUAAAAUAUUAAACUGGCUCACAGAGGACGCAGAACGCCAGAACAAGCUGGAAGACAUGAUCCUUCAUGUGUUCCAGCACGAUGAGGCGAAGGGUAAUGAGGUGAGGGACAAACUCGUCAAAAACUGGGAGAAGAGUCACGACAUGCACGAGGUGAUGGUUGAGAUUUUAGAGGCAGUCAUGCUGUGCUUGAACGAGCUGAAGGGCGAAGGAAAUGCAUCAAACCAACGGCAAGCUUUACAGUUCUUCAACGCCGUCAGAAAUUUCGAAUUCAUCCUGUCAGCGGUGGUGCAGAAAAAUGUCUUGAGCGUAACUAAAAAGCUGAGUCUGUCUCUUCAGGGGAAGCCUUUGGAUAUGUUGCUCGCAGUGCUCGUCAUGCCUGAGCUCAAAGCUUCCCUCGCUCAGCUGAAGAGCGACAUCGACACCCAUCACAAGGCCUGGUUCGACGAGGCGGUGGCAUUGGCUUCUAAACUCCACGUCACAAUGAUGCAUUCAGUCCUCCUGGAGCCGCUGAGCGAGUUUUACAAAGAAUCUGUAAGCCUGAAGGUUGUCGAGCACUCAAUAACAGAAAUCGACGACCUCUUUACAGACAAGGUAAUGGAUACAUUGCGGUGUCUGGAGAUUGUGCCUUACGCAAUGUCCAAAGUAGAAACCAGCAUUCUUAGUGGUCUUGUUUUCCGCCUGUACAAGGAGGACUUGCCAGAUCAGGCCUCCCUCCACUCUGAGAUGAAACUGUGGAAGGAGAAAUGGUUGGAUCCCUUGGCAGGCUAUCUCCCGACUACUGUGCUCGAUACUCUCAAGACGUCCCAGAUAAGAAGCUUCAGUAACAUUGAGACUCUCCUCAGACUGCAGGUCAUCUUGCCAUUUUCAAGAAGGGAGAGCAAUUUCAGGCAGGGAAAAAGAAGCUUGCAGGAAUUUCUACAGCAGGAGAAGAGAACCCUCACUGAGCUACAUCCUCUGUAAUAGUUGCAGGUCUUCCGUCACAGUUAGCAGAUUAAAAUAAAUGCGUUCAAGAGAUGUCAUCGCCACCAUAUUUAGGAACUAAUGUAACCUCAACCCUAACUGAGGCCCCGAGUUCUGAACUGAAUUUCUGUGUACAUUAUCUUUGAGAUUUCCCUUUGUUGUUACUCUGCAAACAAAGCCCUAUGUUAUGUUUUUUUUUAUUCUGUAGUUUGUACAGUUGGUACUGCCCAAUGGGACCAAUGUCUUGGCAAAAAAAAAAAGAGAAGGAAAAAAGCAAUGCUCCACUGACGAUUAUCGACGCUUGUGUGCCUUGAUGCAAAAUGAAUAAUUCACCCCAUGUAUCAUGAUGAUAAUACAGAUGUUAAAAAUGUCCCAUUGGCAUUCGAAAAAACUUUAUUUUUAUCAUAACCAAAAAUGAGCUGACUUUAGUAAAUUCACUGUCAUGGAUUCAUUAUAAUUAUAAUUAUAAUUAUUAUUAAACUGCACCCUUACCUUUCUGGGCACAAAUAGAAACGGUUAGUUCCAUCAUGUCUUCUGAUGAUUUAUCAUGUUUCCUGUCUCUUUGCAGGAAUGAAUUUGCUGUAAACGUAUCUUUGAAAGAAUGUUUCCUUAAUAGGAAAACCUUCAUAUAUAUUUGUCAAAAAAGUAAUAAAAUGAUCCAAAAAGAU